CACUUGUUCAAGAUAGCAACUGAGCUAGUGAAAAUACAACAUCCAUAUGAAAACGCAGCGCAACUCCAACGUGGCACAGCGAUGAUCCGCGCAGCGGUUGCCAUUUUGGCGAUGGCAAAUGAAUCUACCCCACAACCGGAAGCUUCGUGAGUGGUCAUCAUGGUGGAUGUCCAGUAUUCACGCAGUGCGCGAGCUAGUUGCCGCCACGUCACGUAUGCAUGAGAAGCUGCAGCUUAUCACUUCUAUGAAUCGAACACCGAAGGAUGUUGACGAUUGUAUUCGGUGCGCAUCUGCCAAUGGGAAAACGGAUACCAAGUCGAAUUUCAUACUUCCACGAAUAUAUACGGUCAUCCACCAGCAUGUCAAUGACAUGUCAUUGCCUAUAUUGGACUCAUCCCAGCGCUGCAUCCGAUGUUCGAUCGCCUUACGAACGAAGCUCUCCCUGACGAGCCCUCCCCUUACGAGGGUCUAUCGUUGCCUGCAUACAGCCCGUUUGCAGACGAGAUUGGCACCGUUUUCAGCGCAAUGCUCAGGAGAAGCCAUAACGCAGAGAUUACUGCAAAGACGAAUUUGCGAUUCCCGACAGCAGAGCUGGCUGGCGGCCGCAUCAUCAUAUGGUGACUAUAUAGGCUAUGAUUGGUAGAAAGGAAUCUGUCUAAUGUCCAGACAUCGCCAUGCUCGUUGACACAAAUGGUUUAUUCAAUGCGCAUCAUCAAAAGACUAACUAAUCUCCUUUGGAAAUGACCGGACCGGCUCUUAGUUCAAAAGACAAGCAUAGCUAGAUACCCGAACAUUCAAACUCUCAUAUAUUCUGAUACCCAUCCGAAACAUUACAGUACUAUAUCCUCCUCAUGUUAAGCCAAAAAGUCUGGUUGAUUACUGGUAUGCUUUCCCGUUUAUAAUGAAUUGUUACAUUCAUCCCAUUUCAUGACAGGGACAUCCUCUGGUUUUGGUCGUCGUCUUACAGGCCUUGC
Suillus subaureus is the source of this 974-nucleotide messenger RNA. RefSeq lists its product as uncharacterized. The record is from RefSeq and is a predicted model, not a curated record. Bases 119 to 643 code for a protein of 174 amino acids. The transcript is spliced from 4 exons. NCBI's taxonomy places the organism in Eukaryota, Fungi, Basidiomycota, Agaricomycetes, Boletales, Suillaceae.